This is a messenger RNA of Fonsecaea multimorphosa CBS 102226, 1806 nucleotides long. RefSeq lists its product as uncharacterized. Gene Ontology annotation, biological process: L-serine biosynthetic process. The transcript is spliced from 2 exons. NCBI's taxonomy places the organism in Eukaryota, Fungi, Ascomycota, Eurotiomycetes, Chaetothyriales, Herpotrichiellaceae. Gene Ontology annotation, molecular function: phosphoglycerate dehydrogenase activity; NAD binding. The record is from RefSeq and is a predicted model, not a curated record. The coding region runs from base 1 to 1806 and encodes 601 amino acids.
AUGGCUACCAACGGUGAAACGGUCCAGGCUCGAGUCCUUUGUCCGGAGAAAUUGUCACCGGAUGGACUUGCUUUACUUCGAAAAACCCUCAUUGUGGACGAAAAGCAAGGUCUUACACCCGAGCAACUCAUCUCAAUCAUCCCGGAAUACGAUGCUCUUCUUGUGCGCUCUGAGACCAAGGUCACCAAUGAUCUCCUGCAGGCAGCUCGAAGAUUGAAGGUUGUUGCUCGUGCGGGUGUCGGUGUAGAUAAUGUCGAUGUUCCCGCUGCCACGCGGCUAGGCAUUGUCGUGGUGAAUUCUCCCAGUGGGAAUAUUCAGGCUGCCGCAGAACACACCAUUGCCCUCUUGAUGAGCAUGGCGCGGAAUGUUCCCGAUGCUUGUGCGAGCCUCAAGGCCGGGAAGUGGGAGAGGAGCAGGCUUGUCGGUGUGGAAGUCAAGGGGAAGACGUUAGGGGUUGUGGGACUCGGGAAAGUCGGCCUGAUUGUCGCUCGAAUGGCUCGUGGCCUGGGCAUGAAUGUGGUCGCAGCAGAUCCCUAUGCUUCUCCAUCAGUGGCUGCCGCUGCCAACGUCCACCUUGUCGAGUCCCUGUCAGAGCUCUUGCCCGUCGUCGACUUCUUGACCAUUCACACACCAAUGCUUGCCGCAACACGCGGCAUGCUGUCUACAUCUGAACUCAACUCGAUGAAACGUGGGGCUCGCAUCCUCAACGUGGCACGAGGGGGCAUCGUCGACGAAGAAGCUCUUCUUGCUGCAUUGGAAUCUGGACAUAUAGCAGGCGCUUCAAUCGACGUGUUUACUUCUGAACCACCGCAUAAAGACCCGAAGUCGUCUGCGGCCAAACUCGUGCAACAUCCCAAAUGUAUCGCCACCCCACAUCUCGGUGCGUCGACGGUUGAAGCACAAGAAAACGUCUCCAUCGACGUCUGCGAACAGGUCCUACAGAUCCUGGCGGGAGACCUACCCAGGAGCGCUGUGAAUGCGCCCAUUAUCCUGCCGGCCGAGUACAAGACUCUCCAGCCUUUUGUGCGGCUUGUGGAAAAGAUGGGAUCGUUGUACACGCAACACUUCACGUCCCCGACGCAGCCCCUGCAUCAAAGGAACAUGAAUACCUUUGAUCUCAUCUACGAGGGUGAGAUCGCGAAUAUGUCAAGCACGAAACCGCUGUUUGCGGCCCUGAUCAAGGGUCUCACUCUACCCAUUUCUGACGCCGAGGGGUUCAACGUCAACAUCGUUAAUGCCGAGAUGGUGGCCAAAGAGAGGGGGAUCUUUGUCAACGAGCAAAAGUCCCGAGAUCCGUCCACGCAGGCGUAUUCGAGCUUGGUGACACUCAUCGCGCGGCCUGCCAGCAGAGCUCCGUCCUUGAGUCGACACUCUAGCGCCCUUGAAGGGCUUUCUAUAUCAUCAAACACUGCGGCGGGUGACCAGCCUGCCAGCAAGCAGCACAUCAUUUCGGGCUACUGCAGCGAUAACUCACCCUUUAUCUCCCGACUCGAUCGCUUCGCCACGUCCUUUGUGCCCGAAGGCACCCUGCUGAUCUGUCACAACUAUGAUUCCCCAGGCAAGAUUGGUGUCGUGGGCAGUAUCCUAGGCAGAGAAGGCGUCAAUAUCAACUUUAUGAGUGUGGCUCCUGCGACAUUCUCCUCCACUACUGGCUCAGCUUCCGGCUCCGCCAAGGGUCUUUCCCCUGCCAAAGAGACAACUGAGGCGCUCAUGAUCCUGGGCGUGGACAAAGAGGUAGGCGAAGACGUCAAGAGAGAGCUGGUUGGGGCGAAGGGGGUGUUGAGCGUCAGUAGCGUCACUCUCUAG